This is a messenger RNA of Bacillus rossius redtenbacheri, 5937 nucleotides long. Its product is annotated as ras association domain-containing protein 10. The coding region runs from base 834 to 2012 and encodes 392 amino acids. The record is from RefSeq and is a predicted model, not a curated record. Lineage: Eukaryota; Metazoa; Arthropoda; Insecta; Phasmatodea; Bacillidae. The transcript is spliced from 5 exons.
UGCGAGCGCUGAUCGCGUUCGGAGCGGUUGUUCGGCGUGAACGGUUCCAUCUCGUUUUUCUGGUUCGACGCGGUGGUCUUUCUGGGGCGAAAGACGGCGACCGACACGAACGCCGGUCGUUGCCACUGUCUUAUUAUUAUUUUUUUUCCUUCGGGUUUUUUGAAUUUUCCUCUCUCUCUCUCUCUCUCUCUCUCUCUCUCUCUCUGUCUCCCCCCGCUCCCUCCUUCACCCCAUCCUUUUUUUCUUCUCGAACGUCCAGGUUCGUGUCAGUCGAGAACGUAGAAAAAUAAAAAAAAAAUAUAAAAGUGGGGGAAGGUCAGUUGUUUACUGUCUAUCGUUAACAUCUCCCGCCUCCCCCACCGGCGACUGUUCGUACGUGCUUUGCCAGGAGACAGGAGGGGAAAAAAAAUAAAAGACUGCAUAGCUAUAUAUCCACUUCUGGGUUCAGGGAUUACCGUCUGGCGCGGAGUGUUGAAGUGUGUCUGGACGAGUUUUUUUUUUAUUUAACAGUGAGUGAUGUAGCAUCAAACUGCAGUCAGUGUGUGUUUUUAACCUCGGACGUGGUUUUUUUUUUUGGAUUUCUCCCAAGUCUCGCCCAGUGCCCAAUCAGGAUGCCGUAACUUCUGGAUUAUAUACCAUGGCGCAAAUGAACACAUCGUGGAUGCUUCCUAAUCAGAGGUCGUUCUGAAUCAUCCGUGACGACUACAAGCGCGUGCUGCAAAGGAAAGUGAAUACAGCAGCCGAUCACUCGACUUCAGUUUCCCGGAAGGACCACCGCAGAUUACCAAUGUAGCCCGCCUUACGAACAAUUAUCGAGUGCUGGAACGGCCGCCAUGACGACGGAGAUCCCGGUGUGGGUGGACAGCCGCCAGCGCUGGGUGGCCGGCGUGGGCCGCAAGACCACGUGCGACGAGGUGAUCGCCGUUCUGCUGGGCGGGGACAAGCUGCCGGAGCUGCGCCGCCAGGGCUACGCCAUCAUGGAGCGGUGGCGGCGCGUGGAGCGGCCCCUGGACGGCCGGUCGCGCAUCCUGCGCGUGUGGGAGGCGUGGGGCGACGAGCGCGGCGAGGUGCGGCUCACGCUCAAGCGGGUGGACUGGGAGGCGGACAGCGGCCGGGGCAGCCCCGUCGCCUCGUCGUCGGCGCGCCGCAGGAAGCACAGGCCGGGCAAGCUGCCCUGGCCCGCCUGCCACGAGACGCUGCACCCGCGCCGGCUGGCCCAGCUGCAACGCCACCACCACCACCCGGCGGACAGCUCCCAGCUGCCGGAGACCAUCGAGAGGCUGAUGCGGCUGAUCCUCGCCCAGGGCCAGACCCUCCGAUACCAGCUGCGGAGGAUCCAGGACCGCGAGCGGCAGAUCGAGACCCUAGAGGGCGAGACGCACCGGGCCCGCGUCGAGGAGCUGGGCUCGGACUACCUGCUGGAGACGUACCUGGGGGCCGGCGAGGCGGAGGAGGAGGUGGACGACAGCGGGGUGGCCACGGACCAGGCCGCCUCCGCCGCCCCCGGGGGCGGAGACCCGGCGCCGACGAGGCUGCGCGACCUCCGGGCCCGGGUCGACCUGCUGGAGAGGCUGGUGAGGCUCAACCGACGGCUGGAGCGCGAGGAGGAGAGCCUGGCGAGGCUGCACGCGCGGCUGGGGCGGCUCCCGGGGGCGGCGCUCAGGCUCCUCCCGGACGAGGAGUGGGACGAGGACGCCCGCCGCUCCCGGCUGGAGCUGCUGGAGGCGCUGGAGGCGGCCCGCGACGAGCAGGUGAGGCGGGCGGCCGAGCUGGAAGGCACCGCGCUGGCUCUCGCCGAGACGGACGAGCUUCUGGAGGCAAGGCGCUGCUACCUGCGGAGGCUCCAGGCCGAGCUGGAGGCGGCCGAGGCCCCCGCGGGGGCGGGGGCGGGGGCGGCGUCGUCGAGUUCCCCGGCGCCGCACACCGACACCGACUCCAACUCCGACACGGGGCUCAGCUCGCUGCACAGCAGCAGCGAGGAGGGCGUGUACGUGCUAGACACUCUUGUCUGACGGCGGGCUCCCCUCGUCGCCCCGUCGCCGUUCCACCACUGUCCCCUCGCGGUCGAAUCUGGGAACAAUAUCUACGGAAGGCAAGUACCAUCGAGACACACCAAGGGUUCAGAAACACGAAACAACCAGGCUGCGCUCGGGCUUGAAUCAUCCCGAGCACCCGUGUGUACCCGCGUCGCGCCGUUCCACCGCUCCACCUCUUCUGUACCUGCUGUCCCCUCUCGCAGUCAAAUCUGGGAACAAUAUCUAUUGAAGGCAAGUACCAUCAAGACACACCAAGGGUUCAGAAACGAAACAACCAGGCUGCACUCGGCUUGAAUCAUCCCGAGCGCCCGUGUGUACCCGUGUCACGCCGUUCCACCGGCUCCACCUCUUCUGUACAUGCUGUCCCCUCUCGCAGUCAAACUGGGAACAAUAUCUAUGGAAGGCAAGUACCCUCCAGACACACCAAGGGUUCAGAAACGAAACACCAGGCUGCGCUCGGCUUGAAUCAUCCCGAGCGCCCGUUAGACUGCAGUGUGUGCCCGCGUCACGCCAUUACACCGGCUCCACCUCUUCUGUACCUGCUGUCCCCUCGCGCAGUCAGAUCUGAAACAAAUCUGCAAAAAAAUGUUUAUGGAAGGCAAGUACCAUCAAGACACACUAAGGGUUCAGGUACAAAAAUAAUUUUUAUUGCGCUCCUCCACCCCCCCCCCCCCUCCCCCCCCCAUUUUACCAAAUCAUUCUCAAAUUACUUAAUGUAAAACUUUUCAAACCUUUUUUCAGUAAAAGAAAAAAAAAAUUCUGAUAAAAUCUACAAAAUGUAAACUGUUAAAUGUGAUCUGUACGUAUCUCGUUGCCUACUUUAAAAAGUUUCCCUAUGAAUUUUUGUCAACAAUUUUAGCUUUUGUAAUUUUUUUCGUUGUGACAGAGUAAAUCCAAGGCAUUAAAAAAAAAUUUUUUUUUUUUUGAAACUCAACUGGGAUCAUGGGGAAUUUUACCCUCACCCCUCCCUCCCCCCAUCAUCGAACCCAAGCCUUUUUCUCGAUGAGCCUGAUAGUAUAUACACUACAAUCGUAUACUGUACGCGAACUUAAGAAAGAUUAUUGUACUUAUUUUAAGGUACUGUUGAAAGAAAAAACACGUUUCAAGUAGUGCGCUCACUUGAAAAAAAAUAACUCGAGAAUAAAAAGUUAUACUUAGGUCCCAAAUCUUGGUCCACAAAUAGACUGAAUGUUGUUUGCGAGCUCUAAAAAUGCAAUGCAAUGUGGUUGCACGACCUUUUAACUAUUAUUAAUUAGAUCACACUUUUAGCUGAAAAACUGGUAACAAAAUUUAAACUUAAACAUGUAAUGCAAGAGACCCAGUGUGUUAAAUUUAAAGAGGAUGGACACUUAAUGACAGUAAUGACCAAGAAAAUAAAUAACCAAAUGGAACAUGCGACCAAGCCUUAAGAAGCCUACCAACAUAGACACACAACCAUUCGCCGAUAUAAGGUUUAACAUGUUAAAUAACGUUCAGCGUGAUACAGCCAUUUUCCACAAUAGUAUCUCUUUCGAACAAGAACAGCACCAAGAAUUGCAACAAGAAGAAUAUUAAAUAUAAAAUUAUUAAAACAUAAUGGCAGGUUUAAGUCCCUAUAACAAUAGGGACAAAGGUCUGAGAUCCAAGCUUUAAUUAAGAAGUGAUGUGGUAUGACAUAAACACACACACACUGCUAGGUGUAUCCCUUAAACACCACGCAAAAUAGUACACAGAAACACAUGUCUUUAAUAACUUUUUUGAACUUUUUUUAACUUUUUCGUUCAAAAGGCUGAAAAACGCCUAAUAAUAUUAAACACGUAAAUUCCUAUCCCAGCACUAAGCUAAGUGCCCAGGUAGUUCGGACCAGCAUGGCUGUUCACAAGUGCCUGAAAUAAAUUUCAUUGAUCUGUUACAUGAAUUUUUAGUUUUAUGAUAUCAUACUAACAAGUUUACAGUGUACAAUUCCUUUUAACGUGUACUUAAUGUUGGCAUUCAAAAUGUGUAACAGCCUUAAGGCUCCCAUCUGACUGGUUUGGCUUUUUUUUUUUUCAAUUACAAACUAAAGAAACUUUCACUGCUCUUUGAGAGAAAAAAAUACUUAACAGAGAACAUAAAAACAAUUUUUUAUUUUAAAUCUGGAUGUAAGGAAAUAAAGGGCAGGAACAUGACUUUAGGUUACCAUUAUGCCAUUAAGGAGAUACUUUCCUUUGUUAUUUUGCUUCAGAAGUUUGUGUUUUGGCCCGUAAUUAAAAAUUAAUUCAUAAUAUAGCCAGUUUUUUAAAUGAAAAUCAUGGACAGAAGUGAAACUUCUUUGGAAAUUCAAACCUCCACUCCUAAGUGUAUUGCAAGGGAUAAAAUAGCAGAAAGAGAGAAAGAGAGAAACAAGACAAUUUUCUAAAUUUCAAACUGUUGAAAUACUCACGCCAUAAAGAAAAACUGCGCAUGUUACUGUUCGUUCAAAACAAUUCUGCCACUUGGAACACGCCAAACCUCUGAAAGAAAUAUGAAAUUCAUAAACAGGUAGCGCCACCUAUGCAGGAAAUGCAGGGACUGUCUCAACAGCGCUCUCUACGCUGCUGGUUGAAAAACGAAGAACUCGAGCACGCUGGUAGCAAAUAUAAAAUUCAAAGCAUUCACCGCUGACUGCAUAGAAUACCUACCUAUAUCUAUUUUCUGAAAUAAAUGCAUGAGCACAUACUCUGUCUUAUUCUUUCGUACAUCUAUCUCUCUAUGUUCUAUUUUUUUUUCUUGGCGGGGUCAAAUCAUUGCACAAAGAGAAGAAUAAAAAUGAGCCCAACAACGUACAUUGUUCUCUCUUAGUAUCUAUUUAGCCAAGUAGCUAUUCUCUGCCCUUUUGGCAUCAGAAACGUUUCACAACAAUUUUUCACGAAAACUUUGCAUUAAAAUUAUUUGGCCUUGGAAUUUUACUCUCAUCGCGUCCAAAGAAGGUUUCACUUCAUAAAUAAUAAAGAAGCAAAAUAACUUGAGGAGACAACCCCCUUAACUGGUUAUUGUGAACACUUUUAAGUCGUACAGAGACGAGCGGGCAACCAAAAAAGACCAAAUGUUUAAAGUCCUAGUGCGUAAAGUUCACUACGCGUCUGUUGCGUGGAACAACUUGGCCCUUGUGUACUAACUCCACGCGAAGCAACCCCCCCAGCAAGACGGCACCCUUAAAAACCUGUUUCUCAGAUUGCAUUCUUGGCGAACAUGAAUUUUGGUCAAUAUUCACCAUACUUUGUAUCAAAUCAUUCACUACACCAAAAAUGUACCUUAGUUCAAAGUGAUUAUAUAAACAUAUAUAUUUUAAUCGUGAUUAACUAUGUGUCUUCUUUACAAUUACUGCUGAGCAAGUGUUUAUUACAGAAGUCAUUGAUUCUGGAAGAGAAAGAAGUAUCAAACGUACACUGCCACAAAUUAAUUUUGUAAUCAUGUUUACUGAAUGACAUUCAGUUAAUUUACCAUACCUACUAUAUGUUUACCCUUAAUAUUAUUUUCCACGUAAAUAUCUCUAAUAUUUGUAUGUAAAUAAAAUGAAUGUGUUUAAAAUAGCAUUUUACAUAUCUAACGAAAUCGGUAGCUUGCUGUACAGUUUAUUUUUCCUGAUCUCUUAUGUUUUGUUGAAAUGUUGUUUAUGUAGUUUCAAAAAAUUUACUUUGUAUUUACAUAAAGAAACAUAUUUAUUUAAAAUGCCUUCUCUACACUAUUUCUUAUAUUAAAUGUAUAUUUUUUCUAUUUUUUUUUUCUGAUUAAAGUUACAGUGUUUUAUGGCUACCAACUUGCUAAAAUAGUUUUAAAGGGUCUUUCUAUACAUUUGUAACAAACUAUUUAUCUUAUAUAUACCUAUGUAUAAUACUAAUGUGUAUAUUGUGUGUCAAAAUUACCAAAGUUAUUGCUAAUAAAUACAAGAUGUUUUAGUUAA